Messenger RNA from Emiliania huxleyi CCMP1516, 528 nucleotides. RefSeq lists its product as hypothetical. The record is from RefSeq and is a predicted model, not a curated record. Bases 1 to 528 code for a protein of 175 amino acids. Lineage: Eukaryota; Haptophyta; Isochrysidales; Noelaerhabdaceae. The transcript has 4 exons.
AUGAUGAGCGGAAGGCUGAGUUUUGCGGUGCUGUGCCAACUUGCAAAGCUGCACUACCCGGCUGUGCUCGCCCGCACGCUGGCCGAGGUGGUCCCUCGUGGGGCAAUGGCCAACCCCGCUUCUGACGAGGCUCGGUUGAAGGACGCGGUGGCGAUGCGGCAACGGCUGGUCUCCGCGGCCGAGGCGACGUUACAACAUUCGCUUCGUGGCGGUCGUGAGGCCAGCGCCAAGCAGCUCUGCAAGACGCGGCUCGCGCUCGAGCGCGGCACUCUUGAGGUAUCCCGUCUGGACAGCGGGGAGUAUGGUAAGGAGACGGAGACCAUCGCGACAAGGCCCAUCAGUAGCAGGCCUGAGGCCUCAACUCAGAUGCCGACCAGCCUGGUCGUGGCGGCCUACGAGCGGCGUUGUGUCCGGUCGACGCUUGAACGAGAGCGUCGAGCAGCGCCAGCGCGCAGCGGUCACCAGUGGGCCGGAAUCCAGGCGAGGGCCACCGCUGAGAAGGCGCAGAUCGACCGUCGGGCCGCGUAG